UAUGUCCUUCUUCUACUGCUCGGCUGUACUAUCUUGAGCGGCAUAGAAAUCUUGCGAACGAACACUAAGGUCAUCCCGUAGUACAUCACCUCACCUACAAUUGAAAAGGAGCAAAGUCUUCUGUUUUUCCCUAGGACAGUACGCAAAAUAUCAUGUCCGCAUCAAGUGGCGCGCUCGCGCAGCUGCAACAGCUGGACGUGAGCACCGCCGCUGCCCGCGACCUGGUGUUUCACCUUCAAACCACGGCGAAAAAGAUUGACCCAACGAAUCCGGCCCAAAGUCGAGCUUUUCUGGAAGCGCUGAAACGCUUGCUCACCGGCUUGAAAUGGCACCUGGAGCAGGA
Amoebophrya sp. A120 is the source of this 343-nucleotide messenger RNA. The record is from the annotation of a GenBank genome assembly. Lineage: Eukaryota; Dinophyceae; Syndiniales; Amoebophryaceae.